UUCCAUAAACCCACAGGACCAACACAAGUGAAGAAAGACGCUGAUAUAGCUUCUUUCAACCUUUCGGCUUUUGUUUCUCUUCUAGAGGGAAAAAAAUGGCUGUUUCCGGUGGCGGCAAGGACCAGUCUCACAAAGCGCACAGGUCGCACCAGUCUGGCGCCUCUGCAAAGAAGCCAAAGGAUAAUAAGAGGAAGCGCCCUAGCGAAGAAGUUGACGGUGAUGGAGACCAUGACAAAUCUAAGCAGCAGAAGCGAAACCCUAAGGCAUUUGCUUUUAAGUCAUCCGUGAAAGCCAAGCGAAUGCAGUCGAGAGCGGUUGAGAAAGAGCAGAAGAGGCUUCGUAAUCCUAUUCCUGAUCGGUCUUAUGGUGAGCCACCUCCAUAUGUAGUUGUGGUGCAGGGACCGCCUAAGGUUGGAAAAUCGCUUUUAAUUAAAUGUCUUGUAAAGCAUUACACCAAGCAAAAUUUACCUGAGGUCCGAGGCCCAAUUACUAUCGUAUCAGGCAAGCAAAGGCGGGUACAAUUUGUGGAGUGCCCAAAUGAUAUAAAUGGCAUGAUCGAUGCUGCAAAGUUUGCUGAUCUGGCACUGCUUCUCAUAGAUGGAAGUUAUGGUUUUGAAAUGGAAACAUUUGAGUUCCUUAAUAUUUUGCAAAUGCAUGGAUUCCCAAAGGUUAUGGGAGUUCUUACACAUCUGGAUAAGUUCAAGGAUCCAAAGAAACUGAGGAAAACAAAGCAACGACUGAAACAUCGUUUCUGGACAGAGAUAUAUGAUGGAGCGAAAUUAUUUUAUUUAUCUGGUUUGAUUAAUGAAAAGUACACAAAACGUGAAAUUCACAAUCUUGCCCGGUUCAUAUCCGUCAUGAAAUUUAGUCCUUUGUCUUGGCGAACUUCUCAUCCUUACAUUUUGGUAGAUCGCUUUGAAGAUGUUACUGCUACUGAAAGAGUACAGACCAAUCCCAAAUGUGACAGGAAUGUCAUUCUCUAUGGUUAUUUGCGAGGCUGUAAUUUGAAAAAGGGGACAAAGGUGCAUAUUGCUGGUGUCGGUGAUUAUACUCUAGCUGGUGUUUCAGAACUUGCUGAUCCUUGUCCUUUACCAUCAGCUGCCAAAAAGAAGGGACUGCGUGACAAGGAGAAACUCUUUUAUGCGCCAAUGUCCGGCCUUGGGGAUCUCCUGUAUGACAAGGAUGCUGUCUAUAUAAACAUAAAUGAUCACUUUGUUCAAUUUUCCAAAGUUGAUGAUGAGAAUCAGAAAACAACACGAAAAGGAAACGAAAGGGAUGUGGGUGAGGUUUUGGUGAAGUCACUUCAGAAUACAAAAUAUUCACUUGAUGAGAAGUUACAAAAUAGCUUCAUUAACUAUUACAGUCGGAAGCCUGGCAUCUCAUCAGAAGCUCAGAAUGAUGUGAAAAAUGCUCAUCAACAUGUAGAUCAAGUUGAUGUGGACCCUUCAAUGCAACCUCAAUCUGGCAAAAAAAUUGAAGCAGAUCUGGAUGAUUCAGAGUCGUCAGAUCAAGAUGAAGCUUUUCCAAGUGGUGCGAUGAUGACUAGUGAAGGUAAUGACUCUGAUAAUGAAAAUGGCAGCAAAUCAGAGCAGGAAAUUCACCUGGGACAUUCUGAGUUUCAUUGUGGAAGGCUAAGAAGAAAGGUUUUCUUGCAAAAUGAUGUUGACCAUAAUGAUGUGAAGGAGUCAGAUGAAGAGAAUGAUCAUGCUGAUAGUAGUGACGAUAAUGAUGACGGCGACGACAAUGAUGGCAGUGAUAAAGAUGAUUUGGAGAGUCAGACAUAUUCUGGUUCUGAUUUUUCUGACGACGAUGAAGGGGACACCAAAAGUGAUGAAGAUGACAUGGGAAACAUAUCGAAGUGGAAGGAGUCAUUAGUGGAGCGUACUCUCUCUAGACAAAAUGUUAACCUCAUGCAAAUUGUCUAUGGGAAAUCUGCAUCAGCAUCAGCAUCAGCAUCAACCGGUUCUGUAAAUGAAGAGGAGGAGAAAAGUGAGGACGGGGAAAGUGAUGGAGAAGAGUUUUUUAGGCCAAAAGGAGAAGGCAGUAAGAAUUUAAGAGGAGAAGAUGGUGAAAUUGUUAAUGCUGAAGACUGUUCCAGGUUUCUGAAUUAUGGUAACCUCAAAGAUUGGAAAAAGGAAGAAAUAUAUGAAAGUAUCCGAGAUCGUUUUGUUACCGGUGACUGGUCGAAAGCUGCUCGCAGAAAUCAAAACUUGGGCGCUGAUGUUGAAGAGGAUGAUUCUGUUUAUGGUGAGUUUGAAGAUCUAGAGACGGGAGAGAGGUAUGAGGGCCAUCGUACAGAUGAUUCUGGGGAUGCUUUAAUCCAGAAAGAAAACAACUCAGAAAGUGAGGAGCGAAGGCUAAAAAAGCUCGCACUUCGUGCCAAAUUUGAUGCACAAUUUGAUGGAUCCGAGUUAUCAGAUGGGGAAAUAGAUGAGAAAGAUGGAGCCAAGUUUCAUCACACUCAAGCAAAUGAAAGUGAACAUUUCGACAAGCUAAAGGAGGAGGAUGAACUUAGAAGACAAAAGAAUAUUGCUGAACUCAAUGAUCUUGGUGAGACUGAUCGAUUAGAGAUAGAGGGUUUUCGUACAGGAAUGUAUUUAAGAUUGGAGGUUCAUGAUGUUCCCUGUGAGAUGGUUGAGUAUUUUGAUCCUUGCCAUCCUAUUCUGGUUGGGGGCCUUGGUCGUCAUGGUGAGGAAAAUGUUGGAUACAUGCAGGCCAGGUUAAAGCGACACAGGUGGCACAGAAAAGUUUUGAAGACACGAGACCCCAUAAUCGUGUCCAUUGGGUGGAGGCGUUACCAAACUACACCUGUUUAUGCGAUUGAGGAUCGUAAUGGGAGGCAUCGCAUGCUCAAAUACACUCCAGAACACAUGCAUUGUCUUGCCAUGUUCUGGGGUCCCCUUGCCCCGCCCAAAACAGGAGUGGUUGCUGUACAGAAUUUAUCAAACAACCAGGCUGCAUUCCGCAUCACAGCAACUGCAGUUGUGCUUGAGUCUAACCACGCUGCUCAGAUAGUUAAGAAAAUCAAGCUGGUUGGUUAUCCAUGCAAGAUCUUCAAGAAGACUGCACUUAUCAAGGAUAUGUUCACUUCAGACCUUGAAGUUGCUCGGUUUGAAGGUGCGGCUGUUCGAACUGUCAGUGGUAUCCGGGGACAGGUCAAAAAGGCUGCAAAGGAAGAGAUCGGUAACCAACCCAAAAAGAUGGGAGGGGUACCCAGAGAGGGGGUUGCAAGGUGCACUUUUGAGGACAAAAUUCUGAUGAGUGAUAUUGUUUUCCUGCGUGCGUGGACUCAAGUUGAAGUUCCUACCUUCUACAACCCGUUAACCACAGCCCUCCAACCACGUGAUGAGACUUGGCAAGGAAUGAAAACUGUUGCUGAAUUGAGAAGAGACCUUAAUAUUCAUAUUCCUGUUAAUAAGGAUUCGCUAUACAAGCCAAUUGAAAGGACACCCAAGAAGUUCAACCCGCUAAUAAUUCCCAAGUCAUUACAAGCUGCUCUCCCAUUUGCAUCCAAACCGAAAGAUAUACCCAGUCGGAAAAUGCCACUCCUUGAAAAUAGAAGAGCUGUUGUCAUGGAGCCUCACGAGCGUAAAGUUCAUGCUCUUGUUCAACACCUUCAACUGAUUAAGCAUGAGAAGAUGAAGAAGAGGAAACUGAAGGAAGAACAGAAGAGGGGAGCACUUGAAGCAGAGAAAGCUAAGGAUGAAAAAUUGACUAAAGAACGCCAGAGAGAACAACGGCGAGAGAGAUAUCGGGUGCAAGAUAAACAAAAGAAGAAGAUGAAGAGAGUUUCUGAAUCCUGAUAAGCCAAACAUAGCACCAUCAAUCUUAUAAAUUAAAUUGAAAUCCACAAAUCAGCUCCAGUCUUCUAUCAAGUGUGAAUUUUAUCACUUGGGAUUUGUGGGUGCACCAACAGACAAGAAACUGGUCAUCGACUCAUCAUGUAUAAUGGGCCACAAUGAAAGGGGGUACUUCAAUUUGUGGAAGUAGAUGUGCUGUCAAGGACGCGCACUUGUGCCAAACUGGUUGCUUACAUUAAAAUUCAAUAAUUUUAUCGUACUUUUUUUUUAGCCAUGGUGUAUUUUUGUACAAGUAACUGCACUAUUUAGUUUUGGGUGGGUGGUUUAAUGGUGAACCCUCUUGCAAGAGUAGCAGGCUGGGCAAUGGUCAAUCUCAUAGAAGUUGCAAUUUACUUUAUAAAAAACACCCACCUUUUUGUGAGAUCAA
Molecule: messenger RNA, 4227 nt
Organism: Tripterygium wilfordii
Lineage: Eukaryota; Viridiplantae; Streptophyta; Magnoliopsida; Celastrales; Celastraceae
Product: ribosome biogenesis protein BMS1 homolog
Exons: 18
Coding region: 96-3803 (1235 amino acids)
Biological process (GO): maturation of SSU-rRNA from tricistronic rRNA transcript (SSU-rRNA, 5.8S rRNA, LSU-rRNA); ribosome biogenesis; endonucleolytic cleavage of tricistronic rRNA transcript (SSU-rRNA, 5.8S rRNA, LSU-rRNA)
Cellular component (GO): nucleus; 90S preribosome
Molecular function (GO): U3 snoRNA binding; GTP binding; GTPase activity
Source: RefSeq, a predicted model, not a curated record